GUAACCUCGUAGGAUAGAGAAAUCGUUACCAUUCCAUCUUUCUUGGUUGGAACAGCUUCCACUUAUAAAAGCUAUCCAUAUAGAAGUAUUACAUAUAUGCUAUAGACAAUGUAUUAAAAUAAGCUUUCGGAAACAAGAAAUAAACUUAUGUCUGGUCAAACGAAAAAGUAGAAGAAGGCCAUAAAAAAGAAGAAUAUCUAACCCCUCAAAGUGAGUAAAACUAAACAUUAAACUGGUAUUUUCAAUAAUGGAAAAAAAUAAGGAACAAACAUUCAUUUUAAGCUUAAACGAUUUUGGACAAAAGAUUUGUACAUCUCAAUCGGAACCAGGGAAAAAGUAUAUUUUAGAUGAUGAAGGCAAUAUGUCGGAAUAUUAUCCAGAAACAGCUAUUUGCGCCGUUAAAUUAGAUUCCCAUUUAAAUAGCGAAGAUGAUAGUAAUGGUACAAGUAACAGUGAAGUACAGCAUAUUAACUCAUUAGAAGAUCCUACUCAGUUAGGUAUAAUGAAUUCUUUAGAUGGAGUUUCAGAAUUUGAAGAGAACCUUAUGAAUGAAUUAGAUUCCGAUUUCAUGAACAUGGUACCAAAUCCCCAAUCGCAACAUAUUAUGCAACAUAUGGAUAUAAGGGAACCUUUAACUAAACUUCGAAAACUUAUAGAAAAUAGAUUGGGAGUAGGACUACAAGGAUAUGUCUUUGCAUUGCAGGGUGUUCAAAUUUUGGAUGAUGAUAAAAAUCUGGUUGAACAGUGUGUUCAAGGCGAAGGACUAGUUCAAGUUAAUGUACAGGUUCAAACAAAUCUUAAAAGAAUCAAUAUCAUUGAUGUAUUGAAACCCGCAGAAGAUUACGUUCAUAUAGAAGAUACCGAUGUAGAAGAUAUUUCUACCAAAGAAGAAUCUGAGCAAGUAAAAGCUACAGAAACAAUUAGUAAAUCGAAGAAUAUUGUUCAAUGGCAAGUCGAUGCAAAUUAUAAAAAGGAACAAGAAAGACUGAAAAUUCCAUCUGAUCCAAAAGAAUGGACUACUCUCCAAGUUAGACAUUGGGUACAGUGGGCAGUGCGCCAAUUCAAUUUAACUAAUAUUAAAUUGAGCGAUUGGUUGAUGGAUGGUAGAGAAUUGGAUGCAUUAACUAUACAGGAUUUUCAAAAAAUUGUUCCUAGCGAUCCAGGAGAUGUUUUUUGGACACAUCUCGAAUUAUUAAGAAAAAUGAAAGUUGUAGCAACAAAGAAGGAAGAGUCAACAAAAAGAAUCAUACCAAAAAUUGUGAAAGUCAAUAAGGGAUCAAAAAAAGAUCUAAAAAUAAUGAACUACUCUACUAAUGUCCGAUACUUCGAUCCUGCUAGUUAUGCAGCGGGUAAUAACAAAAGUGGAAAUAAUGGUCAAAUACAAUUAUGGCAAUUUCUUUUGGAACUUUUAACAACUAGAGAAUACAAGUCCAUUAUCCAAUGGAUCGGUAAAGAAGGAGAAUUCCGUUUAAAUCAUCCAGAAGUGGUGGCGCAUUUAUGGGGAGAAAGAAAAAAUAAACCGAUGAUGAAUUACGAGAAACUUUCCAGAGCAUUAAGAUAUUAUUAUGAUGGAGAUAUGAUCUCAAAAGUUCAUGGGAAGAGAUUUGUGUAUAAAUUUGUAUGCGAUUUGAAACAACUUUUAGGUUACAGCGCGGUAGAAUUGUCAAAUUUAGUGAAACAUGGAAAUCCAAAUGAUUUAAUUGAAUGUUAAGAAGAAUAAUUUCAAAAUUUGACAAACAACAAGAACAAUUCCAGAAUUUUCAAACUGUGAUACUGUUUUAUCUUAAAUAAUUGUAUUGGUUGAAUGGAAUUUACUGUACAGGUGGUUUUUUGUAUCAACAUUGUUUUUUGUUUAAAAUUAAAUAAUAAAUUAUUUGAAAGGCA
Molecule: messenger RNA, 1884 nt
Organism: Diorhabda carinulata
Lineage: Eukaryota; Metazoa; Arthropoda; Insecta; Coleoptera; Chrysomelidae
Gene: Ets97D
Product: DNA-binding protein Ets97D
Exons: 9
Coding region: 248-1711 (487 amino acids)
Biological process (GO): cell differentiation; regulation of transcription by RNA polymerase II
Cellular component (GO): nucleus
Molecular function (GO): sequence-specific DNA binding; DNA-binding transcription factor activity, RNA polymerase II-specific
Source: RefSeq, a predicted model, not a curated record